Aphis gossypii (cotton aphid) is the source of this 3419-nucleotide messenger RNA. RefSeq names its product erbin-like. Lineage: Eukaryota; Metazoa; Arthropoda; Insecta; Hemiptera; Aphididae. Gene Ontology annotation, biological process: neurotransmitter receptor transport postsynaptic membrane to endosome; neurotransmitter receptor transport, endosome to postsynaptic membrane. The record is from RefSeq and is a predicted model, not a curated record. The coding region runs from base 931 to 2631 and encodes 566 amino acids. The transcript has 11 exons. Gene Ontology annotation, cellular component: postsynaptic membrane; adherens junction; postsynaptic density. Gene Ontology annotation, molecular function: protein binding.
UAUUAUUGCGUACGCCGUACACUGUUAUUAAUUAUUUGUGUAAAUUUACACAGAACGUGUUACAACACACAUUAAUAACACCAUGUGUUUAAAUUUGCAACACAGAACUUGUGAAUUUACAAUCAUAGUGAGGUUGAAAUUUAUUAACCUAUUUGAUGUGUAAAAUUAUCAGUAGGUUAUUAUAGUUGAAAUUUACUUAUCUUUAUGAUUUGUAAAUUUAUCUUUGUACCAAGAUGGCUAGGUAAAUAUUCUUAUUUUUCCGAAAUUGGUCUUAAUUAUUAGGUAGGUACCGAUUUUUUUUUAAAAGACGACUAGAUCCAAUUUUCUACCAGAAACCACUAUCUAAGAUAAACAAAUACCUAUUGACCGGACCGGUAUUGAAGAUUUUUUAAUGCUCGAAAAAUAGAUGACGUAGCUGGUAAGCUCAAAAAUAAAAAUACUUACACCGGCAACCGGUUACAGUGCUACACCAUAAUACAUACCUAUAAUCUAUAUUAAAAACCAAUGUUCAAAUCAUUCAUCCCUCCUCCUGGAAUCUAAAAUCAGAUUUGUGCCUAGUGAGUUGUAGUAUCUCGAACCGACUAAUGAAUGCAAAAUAUGAAUAACCACAAACCGAAUUAUUAAGUAAGAAAUGUGGUCAUUUGCUAAUAUUCAGUAUAGCGUUGACAUCAGCUAAGUAGCUAUGUUUCUUAUCAUAACUGGAACAUCUGGAGCCUCCAAUGCAGCUACUAGGACAGGUAUAUGAAUACGUUUUUAUGGAGGCGUGUUUGGAACCAGACUAGAACGUUCGUAAACCAGUUUCCUUUUUUUUUUGUUUACGAUCAUAUCAUUUUCGGUUAUCAAACAUUCACAUUUUUGAAACGGAUUCCCACCAAGUUGAACAAAUCGAAUUCUCUUGAUUUCUGUUUAGUGAUCAUGUUUAACCGAUAAAUGAAAAUCAUGUCUCUUUUAUCAUGCUUUGGUCGAAAAAGUACUAACCACCAGUAUGAAGACUUUAUUGAUUUUAUUGACAUGAACAACACGGAUCUAGUUGAUGUACCAUUACAUAUAUUUCUAUAUGAAAGGACCUUAGAAAAGUUAUUACUAUCUUCCAAUCACAUUAAAGAUUUACCUUCACCUUUAUUUCAUUGUAUUCAGUUAAAAGUAUUACAUAUAAGUGACAAUAGAUUAGAACAUCUCCCAAAAGCAAUUGGAUCUUUGGUUAAUCUUGUCGAGUUAGAUGUGAGCAGAAAUUAUUUAUCAACAAUUGAUGAAAACAUAAAGAACUGUAAAAAGCUUUCUAUUUUAAACUUAAGCGCCAAUCCUAUUUCAAUAUUCCCAAUACCUUUGACGCAAGUAUUAUCUUUAGAAGAACUCUGCUUAAAUGACACACAAUUAGAAUUUAUACCUGCAAAUAUUGGUAGACUUAUUAAUCUAAGAGUAUUAGAAUUAAGAGAUAAUAAAAUAUCUCAAAUACCUAAGGCAGUUUCACGUUUGAUGCAAUUAUAUAGACUCGACAUCGGACAAAAUGACUUCAUUGAUUUUCCUACUGCAAUAAGUGAUCUUUAUGGAUUACAUGAGUUGUGGAUUGACUCCAAUGAUAUUGUGGACAUUCCUUCGGAAGUUAGCAAUCUACAUGAAUUAUGGUAUUUUGAUGCUAGUUAUAAUAGAAUAUCUAAAAUUGAUCAAGAUAUUCAAUACUGUUCAAAACUUAAAGAUCUCCAUUUAUCAUUUAACAAUUUAAAAAGUUUACCAAAUUCAAUGAAGCAUUUACAUGAUUUAGUCACAUUAAAGGUAGAUCAUAACUGUCUGAAACAAAUGAAUGGUAUUUUUGAAGGUCUUCAGUGUCUUGAAGAACUUGAUGCUUCUUAUAAUUGCUUAGAAACUUUAUCACCUACUGUUGGUUUAAUGAGAAGAUUAAUUACUUUACGUUUGGAUGCCAAUCGGUUAACUAGUUUACCUACAGAAAUUUGUAGCUGUAGAAGCUUAAGAGAACUUAGCCUACGAUCUAAUAAUUUGUCAUGUUUACCGGACGGAAUUGGAAGCUUACAAAAUUUAGUUGUUUUAAUGCUGACACAAAACAAGAUAACAAAUCUUCCCCUUUCAGUUCUAAAGUUAAAAAAUUUAAAUGCCCUUUGGCUUUCAGAAAAUCAAAGUAAGCCACUAACACCUUUACAAAAUGACUAUGAAGAUGAGACUGGAAAACAUAUUUUAACUUGUUAUUUAUUACCACAAAGAGAAGAGAGUUAUAUGGAAAUUAAAGAUCGAAGUAAUAAACCGGUUAAAACAAAUGCAAGAAUUAGGUUUACUGAAGAUUCUGGUUUAGAAGAACCAGGAAAUUUAAUGAGAGUUCCUACACCGCAUCCCAAAAAAAUGAGAGCAUUUGCAAAAAUGUUGUUGGAAAGGAAAAAGAAAAAUAAUGAAUUAUCAAGUGAAUUUGAUAAACAGCUUUCUGCUGAAAUUGAUAAUUGUACAAUAAUAGAUCAAGAAGCGGAAAAAAUGGAACAACUGUAUCAAAUGAAAAAUUGUCUGAUUGAACCAGAAAAAAUAUAUGAACCAAAAGUAAACACACAAAGAGUACCACCACCUUACCAUAUUGCUGCAGCUUACUCAAAACAAGUAACAUUUUUUAAUAAUGAAAAUCUUAGUUGAAAUAGAGGUAGCUUAUUAAAUAAAUGAAUAUAUUUUAUAAUUAUUUUCAUAUGACCAAACUUAACUAAAACUUCCUAACCAAGUUCAUGUUUGUAAAAUAUAUUUUUUUUUAUAACUUAUGUUUGUUACAUGAUUUUUAACAAAACUUAUUUUUAAAUUGAGAUUUAUAUUUCAUUUUUUUUAAAUUGUAUUUAUAGUUUGAAAACGUACUAACUUAAUUAAAGAUAAUUAUAACAACUUACUAUGUAUAGAAAUCAAAAAUACAGUUUUAUUCGUCUGAACCUAUUAAUGUUAAAUGUAAAUUUAAUGUAAUUUAAGAAAAUUAUUUUACUUGUAAAACCUUUAUGAUGUUUAUAUUUUUAUGAGUGGUUUCGUUUAUUUAAUUUUUAAGUUUCAGUUAUAAAGCUGUAACGUUAAGAUAAAGAAUUAAAAAUUUACCAAUACCACGAUAAAAUCAAAUUUAAUUUAGUUUUUUUCAGUAAAUACAAACAUACAAUAAUUUGUACCAUUAUUCUCAUUUUUAAGUUUUAUUGAUGAAUAUGACAUUUAGUGAGAUUUUUGUAUCUAGCUGUUAACAAAGUACAAAUUAAUACUUAACUCUUAGAUUUUAAUUAAGUUUUUUAUUAUACAACUGUAAUGUAAAUUAACAAUUGUCAAAAUAUAUGUCAAAGCUUACCUAUGUAAACUUCUUUUAUUUUAAUUUUUUAUUUGUGAUUUUUAACUAUUAUCAUACUUCAACUAUAUAUGUGACAUUAAUUACUUUUAACUUAAAAUUGUAAUAUUUUGAA